AUGCAACCAAGAACUUUCAUUCAUCAAUUGCAUUCAAUUUUACAGGAACCUGAUUUACAUAAUCUCAUAUGUUGGUCACCAAUGGAAAAUAACAUUUUUUUACUAAAACCACAUGAUCCAAAUUUUAGUACCCAAGUACUUAAAAGGUACUUCAAACAUGGAAAUAUUAGCAGUUUCGUUAGACAGUUACAUAUGUAUGGUUUUCAUAAAUUGCCUUCUCAUAACCAUAUGACUAAUUCUACUGCUAAUACUACUACUACCGCGACAACCAUCAACAACAACGACAUGAAUUUUGAAAAUAGAGAUAAAGAUAAAGCAUCAGUGGAAUGGCAUUUCACUCACCCUUCUGGCCAUUUUUACAGAGAUGCCGAUGCUUCUACUUUGAAUAAAAUUCAACGAAAAUCAGCUGGCAUAGGAAAAGAUGGUAAAAGGAAAAAUGUACUGUCUCACGUCUCUGUCAGUUUUAUAAAUCCAACUUCUAAAAAUUUAUUACCAGCAACUUCAAGUGGUUUGAUGAAUUCGUCAUCUCCUUCCUCAGUUUCCGCUUCGACAACAAGUUCUCUAAGUCUCCCAUCAGGAAUAUCAUCAACUACAAGUAGUAGCACUGUAAAUAGUACUCCAAUAUUGUCUAAAAAUUUAAUUGGUCAAAAUCAAGUAUUCUUAAAUAAUCAAGAAGCUUCACACGUUGAACAGCAAAAUCAAAUUGUGUAUAGGCAGGAUUUACCGAAAAUUAGCCAACGGCAUUCCAGUUCAACUAGCUCGCUAGUCAGAAGUAUUCAAAAGCCAACACCAGUUGGUUCUGCCCCUCAUAAUCAUUCAUAUCCAAAUAUUGUGCAACAAACGUCACAAAAUUCUACACCGCCGAUGUUUAAAAGAGAGUUCACCUUGACAUCUGCUACUUCGACGCAACCUAUGUUACAUUCUGUGUCUCAAGGUCAAACACCGAAUAUAACAGAUUUAACAAGGGGUGGCACACCAAAUAUAAAAGAAAAUAGUCAUUUUGGAGCCGAGCAUGGUCAGUCUACUUAUGUUUUACCUCCUCCCCAGCCUCAAUCAUGGCCUGUUGCUACUCAACAAACAUUAACUCAAAAACAAAGUUCUCAGAAUGAUAACGCGUUUAUUGAUGAAUUUAAGAAAUUAGACUUGAAUAUUCAAGAAUUGAAAAAGUCAGUUACAAUAAUAACAGAUAUUUUAGAAAAUAUUUUCAUAUUUGAAGAUAAUGAUAUGAAUAAUAGUCAUACUAAUAAUAAUGAUAAUAAUGAUAACGAUACAACUACUAUCAACAUUUCACACAAUGUGGAGCUGAAAAAUAAACUAAAUGAAUUAAGGACAUUAGCAGAUACAUUUCUUAUUCCAGAAUCCAAGACAGACCAAGAACUGAUAGAAAUUAAAAAAUAA
Kazachstania africana CBS 2517 is the source of this 1398-nucleotide messenger RNA. RefSeq names its product Mga1p (gene MGA1). The transcript has a single exon. NCBI's taxonomy places the organism in Eukaryota, Fungi, Ascomycota, Saccharomycetes, Saccharomycetales, Saccharomycetaceae. The record is from RefSeq and is a predicted model, not a curated record. Gene Ontology annotation, molecular function: sequence-specific DNA binding; DNA-binding transcription factor activity. Gene Ontology annotation, biological process: regulation of DNA-templated transcription. Bases 1 to 1398 code for a protein of 465 amino acids.